This is a messenger RNA of Ixodes scapularis (black-legged tick), 768 nucleotides long. RefSeq lists its product as uncharacterized. Lineage: Eukaryota; Metazoa; Arthropoda; Arachnida; Ixodida; Ixodidae. The coding region runs from base 1 to 768 and encodes 255 amino acids. The record is from RefSeq and is a predicted model, not a curated record. The transcript has a single exon.
AUGUCUGUUGAGGACCAGAUUCUACUGACAUUGAUGCGGCUUCGCAUGGGGUUGCUAAUUGCAGACUUGGCAUUUUGUUUUCAGAUUUCCACUGCUUCCGUCAGCCGUAUUUUUUCGUUUUGGAUCCCACACCUGGCACAGCUUACGAGGAAAUACCUGAUGUUUUGGUUGUCCACUGAGACAAUCAGAAUGUCACUGCCUGAUGUUUUUAGGGAUAUGCCUCGCACGACGUGCAUCAUUGACUGUUUUGAAAUUUUUUCAGACCGGCCACAGAACCUCCUGAGGAGGGGAAAGAUGUUUAGCUUUUAUAAGAGCCACAACACCGUCCAGGUGCUCCACGCAGUGGCACCGAAUGGAUUUGUUAUGUUUAUUUCUAAGGCCUACGGUGGGCGCGCCAGUGACCGCUACAUAACGGCCAACUCCGGACUCCUCGACUAUCUGGAGUAUGGAGACGAAGUCCUGGCAGACAGGGGUUUUACCAUCACCGACAUUCUGCCGAUCGGGGUAGAACUCGCUCUGCCCUCAUUCACGAAGGGGAAGCAGCUGGCAGCACGCGACGUGGUGGUGUCUCGUAGACUGGCCAAGUUGCGAAUACAUGUGGAAAGGUCAAUCCGUCGGAUGAAAUGCUUUCGCAUACUGAACCAUGUGCCCUCGUCAUAUUUAGCAAAGCAAAACAAAAUUGACGACAUUCUUGUUACUGUUGCUGGGCUCUGCAACCUGCAGCCUGCUCUGAUUAAGGAGCCACAGGGUGCAGAAACAGAUGAGUGA